AUGUCUCUAAAGUGGCCCGACGUCAAAGCUGAGAGCGAUGCCUUCGCGGCGGAGGUCAAGGAGAUUGAGGCGUGGUGGGAGACCGAUAGGCAAAAACACAUCAAGAGACCAUACACAGCCAAAUCUAUCGCCGCUUUGAGGAAUGUUGGAUUUAAGAUCGACUAUCCCUCCAGUGUUCAGGGAAGGAAGCUUUGGCGCAUCCUGAAUGAGCACAACGACAAUGGCACAUACGAACUCACAUUCGGAACAACUGAGCCCCUGAUUGCCAAGGAGAUGGCAAAGACAAUGCAAACUGUGUAUGUCUCUGGCGCGCUUUGCGGGCUAUCACAAGCCACCUGGCCCGGUGAAGACCAUGCCGACUAUCCUGCCGACCUCGUGCCAUCUGUCGUCAAGCGAAUCUUCAACACCCAGCUCUUCCACGACCAGCGACAGACACAGCUGAGAAUGAGGUACAGCGAAGCCGACCGUGAGGCGCUCGAGUGCAUCGAUUACAUGCUGCCCAUUGUUGCCGACGCUGAUAUGGGAUUUGGCACAUUGACUGGAUGCAUGAAGCUGACAAGGAGCUUUGUAGAGGCCGGUGUCGCGAUGAUCCAUAUCGAUGAUCUGGCAAUGGGUCUCAAGAAGUUCACCAAUGGCGAAGGGCGGACUAUCGUGCCCACGUCAGACUACUUGUCCAGGCUGACCACUGUGAGAAUGACUUUCGACAUUAUGGGGUGA
Messenger RNA from Colletotrichum chrysophilum, 717 nucleotides. RefSeq lists its product as uncharacterized. Gene Ontology annotation, biological process: carboxylic acid metabolic process. Lineage: Eukaryota; Fungi; Ascomycota; Sordariomycetes; Glomerellales; Glomerellaceae. Gene Ontology annotation, molecular function: isocitrate lyase activity. Bases 1 to 717 code for a protein of 238 amino acids. The record is from RefSeq and is a predicted model, not a curated record. The transcript has 3 exons.